AUGUCGAUAAUCUGCAACGGGGCAUCACGAGAGGACGAAGACGUCGACGGUUUGAUCGCCGAUCUUCAGAAUAUGGGCACGAAUUUCGUGCUUCUCGAGAAACGCCCACAAAUCGUCGAACUUCAAACGAUUCUAAAAGACAAAAAUACCACAAAUUCGGAUUUCGUGUUCAACGCGGAUCGCCUAAUGCGACUCGUCAUCGAGGAAUGCCUCAACCAUUUGCCAUACAGGGAGAUUCAGGUUGUCACGCCGACAUGCUUCACUUAUGAUGGAAUUCAAUUUAGCCGCGGAAAUUGCGGAGUGUCGUUGUGCCGGAGCGGCGAAGCCAUGGAAAUCGCGUUGCGCCAGUGCUGCCGAAGCAUUCGAAUCGGCAAAAUUCUCAUCGGAGAAGAACAGAAAAUACUGUACGCGCGAUUGCUGCCUGACAUCGACUCUCGCCGUGUGCUCCUUCUGUACCCAACUAUUGGCUCGGGCACCACCGUGUGCAAGGCGAUCGAAGUUCUGAAGGAUGCCGGCGUUCGCGAUGGUAGCAUCUACCUCGUCUCGUUGUUUAUUUCGCCAAUCGGUCUCAAGAACAUCACCAACAAAUUUCCGGGAAUCACCGUCGUCGCUUCAGACAUCACCUCGCUUUAUCCGAAUCAUUUCUCGACGAAAUAUUUCGGCGCCGAAUAG
Messenger RNA from Caenorhabditis bovis, 672 nucleotides. The record is from the annotation of a GenBank genome assembly. NCBI's taxonomy places the organism in Eukaryota, Metazoa, Nematoda, Chromadorea, Rhabditida, Rhabditidae.